GCCAAUAAAAAAUCAACAAAACCAAACAUCAUGGAACAGCAGCAGCAGCAGCCCAUGGGUGUGCUCAUGACAUACCCAAUGUCUUCAUACCUCGAACAACAACUCGACACCCGCUUCAACCUCUUCCGUCUCUGGACCAUCCAAAACAAACCCGACUUCUUCAAACACAAUUCCGCUUCCAUCCGAGCCGUUGUCGGGGACACUAACAUCGGUGCAGACCGACAACUCAUCGACUCGUUACCCGGUGUGGAAAUCGUGUCAAGUUUUAGUGUUGGGUUGGACAAGAUAGAUUUGGGGUAUUGUAAGGAGAAAGGGAUUAGAGUUACCAACACGCCUGAUGUCUUGACAGAUGAUGUUGCUGAUAUCGCCAUUGGUUUGAUAUUAGCCACGUUAAGACGGAUUUGUGAAUCUGAUCGCUAUGUUAAGGCUGGAUUCUGGAAAAAGGGUGAUUUCAAGCUGACUACCAAGUUUACUGGCAAAAAAGUUGGAAUAAUUGGUUUGGGCAGAAUUGGCACAGCUAUUGCUAAGAGAGCUGAAUCAUUUAACUGUUCCAUUAGUUACCAUUCUAGAUCAGAGAAACCGGAAUUCAAAUACAAGUACUUUCCCAGUGUUGUUGAAUUGGCUUCCAAUUGUGAUAUCCUGGUUGUGGCAUGUUCACUGACAGAAGAAACCCGUCACAUUGUUAACUGUGAUGUCAUUGAUGCAUUGGGUCCAGAGGGGGUUCUUGUUAACAUUGGGAGGGGCGGACACGUAGAUGAACCUGAAUUGGUGUCUGCUCUUGUUGAAGGCCGGCUAGGUGGUGCCGGUCUUGAUGUUUUUGAGCAUGAACCUGAGGUGCCCGAGGAGCUCUUUGGUCUUGAUAAUGUAGUCGUUUUACCUCAUGUUGGGAGUGACACAGUGGAAACUGGAAAGGCGAUGGCUGAUCUUGUCGUUGGGAACCUAGAGGCUCAUUUUAACAAGAAGCCACUGUUAACUCCAGUAGUUUAGAUCUGGAUCAGUUAUACUUUUUUCUUUGCCUUUGUAUCGCGUGAGAAGGAUAAUCUUGUAAUCUUUUUCAUUGUUGUAUACUUGAUAAGGCAAGCAAUCUUUUGAGUGAAAUGAACUCGUGUUUGUUUUUUUUA
This is a messenger RNA of Erigeron canadensis, 1121 nucleotides long. Its product is annotated as glyoxylate/hydroxypyruvate/pyruvate reductase 2KGR-like. The transcript is spliced from 2 exons. Gene Ontology annotation, molecular function: hydroxypyruvate reductase [NAD(P)H] activity; glyoxylate reductase (NADPH) activity; NAD binding. The coding region runs from base 31 to 987 and encodes 318 amino acids. The record is from RefSeq and is a predicted model, not a curated record. Gene Ontology annotation, cellular component: cytosol. Lineage: Eukaryota; Viridiplantae; Streptophyta; Magnoliopsida; Asterales; Asteraceae.